AUGGCCACCCAGUUACCGGAUGACUUCAAAUGCCCGAUUUCGUUAGAGAUAAUGUCUGACCCGGUUAUACUCUCGUCGGGUCACACCUUUGAUCGGGUCUCAAUUCAACGGUGGUUGGACUCCGGCCACCGAACCUGUCCAGUUAGUAAACUGCCGUUGCCGGAACCGCCUACGCUAAUUCCUAACCACGCCUUAAGGAGCCUCAUUUCCAAUUAUACCCUUGUUUCGUUGCCUAAACCCCAGCCUUACCCUUCCAACCCGCAAAAUCUGAUUCAAACCCUUGUUUCUUCUCUCUCUCCUUUGGACGCCAAGCUGAAUUCGCUUGACCAGCUAAGCCGGAUGUCAAAGCGGGACUCUGGGAUUCGCCGGAGGCUGACUGAGUCAGGGGCUGUGUCGGCUGUGUUGGACUGUGUCAACUCGAGCGAGUCAGGGCUACAGGAGAAGGCCCUGCACCUGCUUCUGAACCUCAGCUUAGAUGAUGACAACAAGGUGGGAUUGGUGGCAGAAGGCGUCAUCGGAAAGGUGAUAUCCGCCUUACGAUGCGGGGAUGGAGACUCGCGGGCGGUGGCGGCCACUGUUCUGACGAGCCUGGCGGUGGUGGAGGUCAAUAAGGUCACUAUUGGGUCCUAUCCGGAUGCCAUUCCUGGCUUGCUAGCUCUCCUUUGCGCAGGAAAUUCAAGAGAGAGGAAAGAAGCUGCCACGGCUUUAUUCACUCUCUGCUCUUUCCCUGACAACCGGGUUCGGGCUGUACAGAAUAACGCCGUUCCGAUAUUAAUCCAGAAUGCUAAUUCAGGCCUGGAGCGGGCAGUAGAAGUUUUGGGUCUAUUGGCAAAAUGCAGAUUGGCCCGAGAAGAAAUUAUGAGAUUUGACAGGUUUUUGGAUAUCUUGAUUGAGGUUUUGAGAAAUGGGAGUUCAAGGGGUGUGCAAUAUGCCCUAUUGACUUUGAGUUCUUUGUGUAGUUAUAGUGAAAAGAUGUGUUUGGAGGCUCUAAAAUUAGGGGUGAUUGAGAUAUGUGUUGGUUUACUGAAGGAUGAUAAUGAGAAGGUGAGAAGGAAUGCAAAAACUCUCAUUCAGAAUCUAGUACAUCUUAAGAAAGGUGGUGAUGCUGAAAAUGUUCCAUCAGCAACACUGCAUGCUUGA
Molecule: messenger RNA, 1140 nt
Organism: Fraxinus pennsylvanica
Lineage: Eukaryota; Viridiplantae; Streptophyta; Magnoliopsida; Lamiales; Oleaceae
Source: the annotation of a GenBank genome assembly